AUGUCCCUCCAAACCUUCGACCGGACUUACCCAGCCCAAUUCCCAUCACAAGUGCGACUCUCUCCUCUACUGUCCUGUGAAGCUCUCCGUCGCGUAGCGUGGUCCACGUUCUACGCCGACACCAUCGUCGACGGCGGUCGGUACGGUUUCCACAUUGUCGACGAAAAGGCUUAUCGACUCCAGCUCCCUUGUGAUCGGGCGAGCUUCUUAGGCGACGAGAUUGUUGUCACUGAACCGCUCUUCGAGAACUCGAGCAAUCGUUUGAAUGCCAAUCUGGCAAGUCUGGAGCAUGCAUCCCUUGAUAUGUCAGCAUAUCUUCUUCGCACCGCUGCCGCGCGUCGUCGGGCUUUGCAUUUUGCCUUUCGCGCCUCCCACAAAGAGCAGACGGUGGAGCAGCUAUCAGAAGAGCUGGUCGCGCUCGAGGCUGACAUGGAAGAGGUGACUUCAGCCCUGCCCAAGCGCUUCCAUUUCAACACGGACAACCUGUUCCUCCAUCGUGACCGGCUCAUCACCUUUAUCCUCCUGCACGUCUUGCGGCACAACCUCUUCAUCGUCGUGGGCCGAGCCGCAUUGCAGGUGUACCAGCAAGAUCCCGACAAAGCAGACCUGACAGCCCAGGUACGCCGCAACCGCAUUUCGCACGCUCUGCCGAUCGCCGGUCUUGUCUCGGAAGGACUCAAAAGGAAUAUCAGCUUUGAUCCUCAAAUUGGAGUGCAAGCGUACGUUGCGCUGGGGAGUGAGUCACCCUUCUCAUCCGCCACCCAUUGA
Molecule: messenger RNA, 768 nt
Organism: Cladophialophora carrionii CBS 160.54
Lineage: Eukaryota; Fungi; Ascomycota; Eurotiomycetes; Chaetothyriales; Herpotrichiellaceae
Exons: 1
Coding region: 1-768 (255 amino acids)
Cellular component (GO): nucleus
Source: RefSeq, a predicted model, not a curated record